Penicillium expansum is the source of this 903-nucleotide messenger RNA. Its product is annotated as fungal specific transcription factor domain-containing protein. Gene Ontology annotation, molecular function: transcription cis-regulatory region binding; DNA-binding transcription factor activity. Gene Ontology annotation, cellular component: nucleus. Lineage: Eukaryota; Fungi; Ascomycota; Eurotiomycetes; Eurotiales; Aspergillaceae. Bases 1 to 903 code for a protein of 300 amino acids. The record is from RefSeq and is a predicted model, not a curated record. Gene Ontology annotation, biological process: positive regulation of transcription by RNA polymerase II. The transcript has a single exon.
AUGGAUCCUGAAGUACUGGUCAUCAUGAUCAUGCUAUGUUUGUACGAGAUAGUGGACAAGUGCGAUCAACAAUGGACCAUCCAUCUGAAAGGCGCCAACGAUUUAAUCCGACUGCGAAGAAAACAGCAAAUGGCAUUAUCGCAGUCAACAACCCCAUCGGAUCCUGUGACGACUUUUGCAGAGCAAUUUUUUGCCUUCCAGGAUGUCAUGGGUCGAACCGCAUGUGCCAAAGAGGUCUUGUUUGGUACCGACUACUGGAAACCGGACGAACGCAACAUCGAUCUUUGGAUGGGGUGCAGUCCUGAAAUGGUCUCAAUCCUGGCCAAAAUCACGGAUAUGAGUCGAACAAGGAGACAACAUACGUCUGAUACGGACAAGGCAUCGUUCUCACUACGUGCGGCCUCCCUUGAACGCCAACUAGAGAACUUAGUCCAAGAGGUGGGAGAGGGCGACGAUGAAAUUCUCUCACUGGUUGCAGAUGCCAAGCGCUUGGCUGCGAUGCUUUACUUACAUUGUUCUCUGUAUGGGGCUGGACCCACCACACCUUUGGUGAAGAGUUAUGUGCGCCAGAUUCUGCGGGUCGUAUCGGAUCUUCUGGACCGUAAAUCGCUGGUCAAUGUCACAUGGCCAGUCUUUGUGGCAGCUGUGGAGCUUGACCCAUCUGAUGAUGAGCUCUUUCCGGAGUCUGAAAUAAAAUCAGGGUCGGGACGAGCGAUUGUGCUACAUUCCCUAGCAACAAUGGCCGAUUCAACAAUCUCGAAUAUUGCUAGAACACGGGCAGUGAUCACCAAGUUAUGGCAGACACGCGAUUCGGAUUUGAUCAAUGGAACCGCCCUGCAGAGUCAAUGCAAUGACUGGGAAUGGCAUGUGGUGCCAAUCAGCAAUGCCAUGAGUCUAGCAUGA